AAUUCCAGCGACCCGGCUAUAUUCUCCAGCGAUGAUGAUCCGGGGCUCGACAACUAUGUCGAGGGGAGGCGGAAGAAGCGCUACGUUGGAUCGUGGUUCCAGCAGCAGCUCGACUCGGUGGAUUCCAGCCUUGAUAAUGGAGCUGGAAGGGUUUCAAACGUUCCGGCGAAACGCUCCCUGAAAAGGGAUCUGGACAGCGGCAUCUUCCUUGGUAGCGACACCACGGAUGGUGAGGAUUUCAUCGAGGGAUUGGAAGCCCCGGCCGUGCCAAGGCUGCCUCAGAUAGCACCCCGGACGAUGCCCCGACUGUCGCAGCCUGAAAUAGUGGCUCGACAGAAGAUCCAGGAUUGCGUCGACAGGGGCAACGAGAUGGUUGAUCUCUGGGGAGUUGGCCUGGAAGAGCUUUCAGACGACAUCGUCAACCGCCUCGGCCAGGUCACGUCCAUCCCCGUUGUCGCCAAGGACGUGGCCUUUGCGCCGCCGCCGCCCAACUUGCAGGUGUUCCUGGCCCUGAACAAACUGUCGCGACUGCCCGGCUCUCUUUGCGACAUUACAAACCUCACGGUGCUGAGUCUUCGCUCCAACGAGCUGACAGAACUACCCCCGGCAAUCUCUAAGCUGACCAACUUGACGGAGCUCAACCUCUCCCACAACAAGCUCAGGUAUUUGCCUUCCCAAAUCCUUGAGUUAGUCAAGCCAGGGGGCAAGCUUCGCGAUCUGUCCGUUGCCUUCAAUCCCUUAUGGCGACCACAACGCCCGGAUUCAUGCACAACGGAUGAUGUUGGUGAGGAGCGCGAGCGGAGGAGUCACAAGUCUUCAUGGGUAUCUAUGCAGCGGGACAAGCGCCAUUACAUGGUCCAUUGGCUCGGCCAAUCUCCACUGCAAGUCUCCAACUCCAAUGGUAGAAUUCUCUCAGAGUUUCGUCUCCCGUCGAUGGAUGAAGCGCCGGAGCUGUUGGAAGCACAGGUGCCUGUCGCGGUCUAUAUCGACGAGGAAUCCGGCGCUCCUGUUUACGUCUCCCCGCAGGCAUCUGCCGGCUUGCGCAAGGGGGAAGCAACGCCUAGUUCCGUGCCCAGCCUAACCGAGGUUGCGCUGCGGAGCUGCUAUCGUAGCAGCUACCUUCGCGAUCUCGACUUGCUCAUCCCAGAGGGCCUUUCACAUCUCCGUAAGUUGUUGCGGCGCACCUCGUUGCAGAAGGAUAUGGGUGGGGUGACUUGCUCGACCUGUCGAAAGACGAUCGUAGUGCCUCUCCUUGAAUGGGUUGAGUGGCGGGAGCUGCUGAAAUGCUCCUUUACCUUGAGAGAUGCUGAGGAACCCCCGCGAGCGAGGAUAUUCACAGACGAGGAGUUGGUGGUGCCCCUAGUUUAUCGGGCGUGUUCAUGGCGCUGUGGACCC
This is a messenger RNA of Trichoderma reesei QM6a, 1395 nucleotides long. RefSeq lists its product as uncharacterized. Lineage: Eukaryota; Fungi; Ascomycota; Sordariomycetes; Hypocreales; Hypocreaceae. Gene Ontology annotation, molecular function: protein binding. The annotation marks the transcript as partial. The record is from RefSeq and is a predicted model, not a curated record. The transcript has a single exon.